This is a messenger RNA of Yarrowia lipolytica CLIB122, 1074 nucleotides long. RefSeq lists its product as uncharacterized. The record is from RefSeq and is a predicted model, not a curated record. Lineage: Eukaryota; Fungi; Ascomycota; Dipodascomycetes; Dipodascales.
AUGGAAUGGAGCGAAGCGAUAAAGGACAGCGUGGACCGCAUUCUGGAGACCGGUGAACACGAGGGAAAGCACGCCCCAAAAGACAGCUCCUUGGACCGCGCGUCCAAGACGACCCUCGAGUCGGAAAUCAUCGGAGGCCGUGGGGGUAAAUCGCAGGCCAUCCGCAUGGUGGAGAAAACGGAAACGUGCAACAAUGGGACGGUGAACAUCGAGCUCAAGGUCCACGACACCUUUCCCGACGUGACGGGCCAGCCCAGUGAGAUCACGCAGCGAUAUCACCAAGAAACGACCAAGGCCACUGUGGAACCCGACGGACAGGUGGCCAAGGUGACAGUACACCACAAAGAGGAUACCGGGGAGCUGACCAAUUCCCUGGUCGAAAAGGAAUCACUAUCGCGGACCCACAACCAUCACAAGCUCGAAGAAAACGUAGCUGACUACAACGAGCAGCUCCAUGCCACAGAGGUGGAUCUAUAUCAGAAGGACCAGACCCGGGGGGAGGCCCAGAAGGUCUUUUCCACAGGCUACGAGGUUAUUUCCCAGGAGAGGACUGUAUGGGAUCACUCUAGAUCUCGGUCGAGAAGUGGUGAAAGGAUCAAGCCUAAACCCAUCAUCUGCGCAGAGGACCCUGAUGUGGCCGAAAAGCUCGCCGUCGUCCAAGACGACGAAACGGUACAGCCGGCUGUGAUGAUUGAGACUACCAGCUACGUCACAAAUGCCGAGAUGGCUCAGGUUGCACAUCUCCAUGGCACUCCGAGCGAAAAGAUUGUCAAGCCUGACGACACAAAGAACAUCUGGAGGGUGGUUUUUGCAGAUGACAAGUCGGCGUCUUUGUUCCUCUAUGCCAUGCAGAAAGAGCUGUUUCGCCAUCCAGGGUUUCUCGGCGUUUACCGUGAUCAUGCAGAGGCGUUGAAUACCGAUGGGCUGUCUAAGCGGGGUCGCAGUCGGGAGAGACGCCGUGACGACUACAUUGACGGGGUUCGGUCUCGCAGCCGGUCUCGCAGUUCCGAAGAUAAAAGAACCUGUGUGAAGCGGGUGAAUUGGACCAACCAGUUAGAAUCGAUCCAUAAAUAA